Messenger RNA from Urocitellus parryii (Arctic ground squirrel), 3829 nucleotides. RefSeq names its product solute carrier family 6 member 11 (gene Slc6a11). Gene Ontology annotation, cellular component: plasma membrane; cell projection. The record is from RefSeq and is a predicted model, not a curated record. Gene Ontology annotation, biological process: neurotransmitter transport; sodium ion transmembrane transport; nitrogen compound transport. Gene Ontology annotation, molecular function: gamma-aminobutyric acid:sodium:chloride symporter activity. NCBI's taxonomy places the organism in Eukaryota, Metazoa, Chordata, Mammalia, Rodentia, Sciuridae.
CCAGCCCGCCCGGGGCGGCGGCGCAGAGCCGGGCCGGCGCACGAGGCAGCCAGCGCGGCCAUGACGGCGGAGAAGGCGCUGCCCCUGGGCAAUGGGAAAGCUGCCGAGGAGGCGCGGGAGACUGAAGCGCUCGGUGGUAGCGGCGGCAGCGGUGGCGUCGGCAGCGGGGGCGCGGCGCCCGCGCGCGACCCGCGCGACAAGCGCGACAAGGCUGUCCACGAGCGUGGCCAGUGGAACAACAAGGUGGAGUUCGUGCUGAGCGUGGCCGGGGAGAUUAUCGGGCUGGGCAACGUGUGGCGGUUUCCCUACCUGUGCUACAAGAACGGAGGAGGGGCAUUCCUGAUUCCCUAUGUGGUGUUUUUUAUUUGCUGUGGGAUUCCUGUCUUUUUCCUGGAAACGGCUCUGGGGCAAUUCACAAGUGAAGGAGGCAUUACGUGUUGGAGGAAAGUCUGCCCUUUGUUUGAAGGAAUUGGCUAUGCAACACAGGUGAUUGAGGCCCAUCUAAACGUGUAUUACAUCAUCAUCCUGGCAUGGGCCAUUUUCUACUUGAGCAACUGCUUUACCACGGAGCUCCCCUGGGCUACCUGUGGGCAUGAGUGGAACACAGAGAAUUGCGUGGAGUUCCAGAAACUGAAUGUGAGCAACUACAGCCAUGUGUCCCUGCAGAACGCCACCUCCCCCGUCAUGGAGUUUUGGGAGCGCCGGGUCCUGGCCAUCUCUGAUGGGAUCGAGCACAUUGGGAACCUCCGCUGGGAGCUGGCCUUGUGUCUCCUGGCAGCCUGGACCAUCUGCUACUUCUGUAUCUGGAAGGGGACCAAGUCGACAGGAAAGGUUGUGUACGUCACUGCGACAUUCCCCUACGUCAUGCUUCUGAUCCUGCUGAUCCGAGGGGUGACGUUGCCAGGGGCCUCUGAAGGCAUCAAGUUCUACCUGUACCCUGAUCUCUCCCGGCUCUCAGACCCACAGGUGUGGGUCGAUGCUGGGACGCAGAUCUUCUUCUCCUACGCCAUCUGCCUGGGCUGCCUGACUGCUCUGGGAAGCUAUAACAAUUACAACAACAACUGCUACAGGGACUGCAUCAUGCUCUGUUGCCUGAACAGCGGCACCAGCUUCGUGGCCGGGUUUGCCAUCUUCUCAGUCCUGGGCUUCAUGGCAUACGAGCAGGGGGUACCCAUUGCCGAGGUGGCAGAGUCAGGUCCUGGCCUGGCCUUCAUUGCCUAUCCAAAGGCUGUCACCAUGAUGCCUCUCUCCCCGCUGUGGGCCACCCUGUUCUUCAUGAUGCUCAUCUUUCUGGGCCUGGACAGCCAGUUUGUGUGCGUGGAAAGCCUGGUGACCGCCGUGGUGGACAUGUACCCCAAGGUCUUCCGGAGGGGCUAUCGUCGGGAGCUGCUCAUCCUGGCCCUAUCGGUCGUCUCCUAUUUUCUGGGCCUCGUGAUGCUAACAGAGGGAGGCAUGUACAUCUUCCAGCUCUUUGACUCCUACGCGGCCAGCGGGAUGUGCCUUCUCUUCGUGGCCAUCUUCGAGUGCGUCUGCAUCGGCUGGGUGUAUGGAAGCAACCGGUUCUAUGAUAACAUUGAAGACAUGAUUGGCUACCGGCCACUGUCGCUCAUCAGAUGGUGCUGGAAGGUCGUGACCCCUGGGAUCUGUGCGGGCAUCUUCAUCUUCUUCCUGGUCAAGUACAAGCCCCUGAAGUACAACAACGUCUACACCUACCCUGCCUGGGGCUACGGCAUCGGCUGGCUCAUGGCCAUGUCCUCCAUGCUCUGCAUCCCGCUCUGGAUCUUCAUCAAGCUGUGGAAGACAGAGGGCACGCUGUCCGAGAAACUCCGGAAGUUGACAGUCCCCAGCGCCGAUCUGAAAAUGCGGGGCAAGCUUGGGGCAGGCCCACGGACGGUGCUGGUUAAUGACUGUGACGCCAAGCUCAAGGGUGACGGCACCAUCGCCGCCAUCACAGAAAAGGAGACGCACUUCUGAGCCACCUCCCGCCACCUCAAGGCUUUCUCUUCUCUUUCUUCCCUCCCGUGUGUUUAAAAAAAAAAAAAAAAAAUACCUGAAACACAUACUUCUCCUAAUGCUAGGGGCUUGCUCGUUUUGCACAGGAUGUAUUAACAAGUUAAUUUCCAGCCGGCCACCGUACCCUCUGGUUUAAAGCCAGAGCCCCCCCCCUCGCCCUCUCCCAGUGACCCUAGAAGUAUCCACCACAAGAUAAUACUGUACAGUGACUAGCACACCCUUCUUGCCCUCGGGUGGUUUUAAUUCGUGUUUUCUAGGGAUUAAUGUAUCCUAUUGUAAAACUUUUAUCCUUGGGCCUGGGGGCAGGUGGGAUGGGGAGUGAGGCCUGGCCUCCUCUGUUGGCCUUGGAACCCACCAGUCCACAUCUGCGCUUGUCCCUGACCGUGGGCAGCCGCCCCUCCUCCGUGCCCCCAGGGAGUGUUUUACUCUGAGCCUUCCCUUGGCCAUGGACAUGGGGUCUGCAGACUCAGGGUCAUGUGGCAGAGAAGGACUCCUGAUUUGUAGGACCCCCCCCCCAACCCCAUCUCUGCCCUGAUCUCUUGGGCACUACUACCUUCCCUCCGCUGGGCUUCAGUGUUCCCAUCUCCCCAGCUGGGGGAGGAGCUAGAGCGGGUGACCUCUUUGCCUCACUGCCUUGCAGAGCUGCCAUUGAUAUCAGCUUCUCCUGAAGACCCGCGGGCCACCUCUGCCCUCCCCGCCGGACCCCCAUUCCCACCUGCUUCUUUACAAUCGGAUGUAUCAUGGGACAAUGUGGUGGCGAUGUGUAUUUUCCCCCAAACUCCGUUUGCUCUCAUCCCUGUUCCUAGAGACGGGCGGGGCUUCCUCCCAUCUGGGCCUCCCUGUCUCCAGGCUCUCUGCUGUCCCCCUGAGUUCUGUCCCUCCAUCCCAAGCAGGGCUGUCUGGAGCGGCCAUGGGGGCUGGUCUCUGGAGUCAGGAGGCAGCAUUUUUUUCUCCUUGCAGCUUCCCCAGCCAAGAUCUGCAGCCUCCCAGUGAGGCCCCGGGAGCCAGGUUUCAAUCUGAGCCCCUCYGUGUGCCCAGGGCCACUUCUUCUCCCUCUUGCUGCCCCCUAUGCUCACCCUCUUGACUGUGCUGGAGGAUCUUUAUUCGGGGGCCAUCCCAUCUGCCCUCUGUCUUCRUCCCCUGCUAAAGAGGAGAACCGGCCAUUCCUCCUGGCUCUUGCUCUGUGUGAACCUGGGGUCUUCAGGGGAGACUGGUACUGCACCCUCCCAGCCCAGCUCCUGGCCUCCCUGGCUGGUAACCCCCUUCCCUGUUCCUCGGCUGCUGGAGGUCAGGAAGGUGAAUUCUUUUUUCCUUUCCAAACUAAGGCUGCAUUUUCCUACAGGGCACCCACGUGUUGGAUUCACCCCCAAAGUUUCCAAACUGCCAGGUUCUCUGCUCCGACCAGCCCCCAUCUAAAACUGKAAAUUUGCUCCGAGGGACGCCCAGCUCCCACUCUGGGCAGGUUGGGGCACCUUGUUCUGGAGCCCCCCCCCCUCUUGGGCACACAGCUCAGGCCUGCCCAUUCAUGGGUGGAAAGUCCAGUGUCCUCCUCAUGGGAAGGCCAGUGUCACCCUGAGCUGUCUGGCCCAAUGGACCCGGGAAGAUGGCCUGCGUGUGUUGGUCCUCGGCUGCUAUCCUCCCGGCAGUCAGGGAGGGGGCUUGCCAAUGCUGCUACUGUGUCCUCCACCACCAACUCCCUCACGGACGGACCCAUAGAUCUCUGAGGUCUCGUCUUGACGGACACACACACACGGGGUACAUCUGGCACUUAACACUUGACGCUUAACACUACUCAUCGGGGCAGGGUGGAGGGAGG